AUGUCAGAACAUGAAGGCAAUGUUUCUUUGUGCUCUCUUUUUAAAACUUUUACGGAAGAGUUAGAAGAAUUAGAAGACAAUGAAUACAGUGAUAAUAUUAAUAAAAACAAUGUAGAUAGUGAUAAUGUAGAUGGCGAAAAUAAGUUUCUUAACCCUUGUACUGAUUUAAAUGAACGCAAUCUUAGUUUUUUACAUAAAAUACUUGAAGGUAAUGAUGAAAUUAGUAGUUCUAAUUCAGAUAGUUAUAAAAAUGAAACAGAAUUAGACUUUGAAAGUGCAGAUAAUAGUGGGGAUGAAAGUGAGGAAAUACAAUUUUCUUAUAAUAAUGAAUUUGACAAAAUUAUACCAAUUUUAGAACAAAAAGAAUUGAUUGCAUGUGUAGUAAUUAAUUUGAUUAAUGCUAAAUUACCUCAAACUCAACAGAAUAUUUCACAAGCAAGUGGAUCUAAUAACCAGGUGGAUAAUUUAGAAUUAAAUAAUCAAGUGAGACAAAAACGAAGACAAACAACUCCCGAAAAAGAAAAAAUACUUAAAGAGUUGUUAGUUUACAAAGAAGAACUGCCAGAUACAGCUAUUAAUGAGGUUUCAGUAGGCUUAGUGAGCUUUCAAGCUAUUGGACUAAAACUAAAAUUAAAGCAACAUAGAGAUAUCGUAAAACUAAAAGUUAGCAUUAUUAUUAAAACUCAAGAAACAAAAAUUCAUUAA
This is a messenger RNA of Funneliformis caledonium, 705 nucleotides long. NCBI's taxonomy places the organism in Eukaryota, Fungi, Glomeromycota, Glomeromycetes, Glomerales, Glomeraceae. The record is from the annotation of a GenBank genome assembly.